UUAAUGUAAUUUCAAAUGAUAUAAAUAAAAUGAAUUUAAACAAGCUACUGAAAUGGAAGCAAAUAAAUCAUGGGAUACUACGGACAUUGUUUAGGAGUUCGAGCAAUUUCAAAAGACAACCUUUAGUUGCUAAGAUUGAUCAAUUGGCAGAAAUAAAACGGUCCCGUUUUCAGGGUCGUUCUGAUAUGACCGGUUUGGAAUGGAGCCAAUUAAGAGAAUUUCUAAUACAUAACUUUAAACACAUUAAUCGUAACAACGUCGAUGCCGUUAUAGUGGGUGUAUGCAAUGAGUCCCAGCAAUUGCAGCUGGCAAAAAGUUACAUUAAACACCUUAGAGAAAAUGGUAAUGAGCCCAAUGAUGCUACUUUUGGGAAAUUGCUGCGAAUUUAUAAUAGCGUCUACCAUGCAAGAGGAGGUAAUGAGAAGUCAUUAACCGCAGAGGAGCAACAUGAAAUAUUAGAAAUUUAUAAAAAUAUUCGCAGCAAACAUGAAGUUCUCGAUUCGAUAUCGUGUGAAAAUCUUAUUUACGGAUUGGUGACAACAAAUAAUUGGAAAGAAGGUCUUGAACUAAUGGAAAUGAUGAAAAUUACAGCGUCGCCAACAUUGCCGGCGUAUACUGAAAUGGCAAUCAAAGCUUUCCGCACAAAGGAUAUUGUUUUAGGAUGGACGUUGUUAGAGCAAAUGGUGGAGCUACGUAAACAACCCAAAUGUGAAAUAUUUCUUGAAUAUAUCAAUGCUGUAUCGGCUGAUGUGAAAACUGUAACGGCUGAAUUAGAUAGGCUAUUUGUUUUCCUGCAGACACACUAUUUGGUCAUAACGGAAAAGGUAGCAAAAGCUAUUGUUGAGCUUUCCCUAAACCAUAGCCAUAUAUUGUCGGCGAAACUGACAAAUCUGCAACGAUUUGGCAAAUGUUCCUCUUGCAGUCUGCAUUUAGAAAAUGUAUCAUUGUGCGACAGUGACUUUUACAAACUACAAAAUGCAUUUUUGGACAAGGUUCUCAUACGAAAUGAUGUCUUUCAAAAGUCAACUCCCGAGGAGGUAAAGAAUUUUUGUGAAUAUGUUGACAAAACCGGCCCAUAUGAUUGCGUUAUAGAUGGUUUGAAUGUGGCCUACUCGAUGGGAAGCAAAAAGCCACCACAGGUUUAUGCGAACUUGUUGGCUUCUGUUGUGAAAUAUUUUAACAACAAAAAUAAGCAUGUUUUGGUUUUAGGCCGCAAACAUAUGAAUAAUUGGCCCAAAAAGACAAUGCAAUACGUGAAGGACAAUGCUGCUAUGUUUUUGGCAAAUGAUCUUUCCCACGAUGAUCCCUUUCUUCUGUAUGCGACAUUAAAAAGUGGCCAAAGAACCGACUUCUUUUCAAGGGAUUUUAUGCGGCAACAUGCCUUUCUGCUUGGCCCUGAUUUGAAAGGAAUAUUUCGUCGUUGGCAGCAAGAACAUCAAUAUUCGCUAAUAACCCAAACGAAUAGCGGCAAAAUAAUCGUUAAAGAGCCCAUACGACAUUUAAUAUGUGCCCAUAAAGUUAAGGACCGAUGGCAUGUGCCAUAUAAACAGCAGUAUGAACAGCAUGUAUCUGAUAGCUUCGAAGUACCUGAUUGCUGGAUGUGCAUACAAUUACUGCAGAAAAAAUAAAUAAAGAAAAAAAACGAGGAAUUGUUGGCUUUUGUUUUCAUAUCAAAUUCAUAUUUAGUUACGCAUUGUUAGAUCAUUUUUUUU
Messenger RNA from Stomoxys calcitrans (stable fly), 1712 nucleotides. RefSeq names its product mitochondrial ribonuclease P catalytic subunit (gene mldr). The coding region runs from base 30 to 1628 and encodes 532 amino acids. The record is from RefSeq and is a predicted model, not a curated record. The transcript is spliced from 4 exons. Lineage: Eukaryota; Metazoa; Arthropoda; Insecta; Diptera; Muscidae. Gene Ontology annotation, cellular component: mitochondrial ribonuclease P complex; mitochondrion. Gene Ontology annotation, biological process: mitochondrial tRNA 5'-end processing; tRNA 5'-leader removal. Gene Ontology annotation, molecular function: ribonuclease P activity; protein binding.